AUGGCCGUGGAAGUGGUCCUCAAUACACCCCUCGCUGACGCGCUCAGCAAUGUGGUCCAGCCAAAACUGUCGGAGGUGGGGUGGAGCACUGGGGGGCUUGACGACUCUGCGCUGGGAGAAUACAUCAUCCUGAUGCUUGUGAACGGGAAAACGCAGGAACAGAUUGCGGCCGAGCUUUCCAAUGACCUGCUCAAUCUCGGGCCUGAUGAUACUGGAGCAACGGACUUUGCAAAGUGGCUUUUUGAGCAGGUCGAUAUCCUGAACGGGCAACUGAACGGGCCUCCUGCGUUUCAGAUAUCACAAGCGCAGCAAGGCCAGGCAAUACCAUCAUAUGUAGACGAAGGGAGUUCAUUCAGUGGUGGAGACAGACAUCCAAACGACGGAGGAGGUACUGAUACUGAUAUGGGUGAAGCUAUGGACGGGGUCCAUAAUGGGGCUAUGUAUGCAUCCGUCAUUCUCGAUCUCGUCAUUCACAAUCCACUGACAGACGUAAAUAGACCGACUGGUCCCAAGUCGAUGCGGAAUCCUUCACGAAACGGCAACAAAAGAAUAAUAGGUCAAAUAUCAAAAGCCAUGGAUCGAUCAGGCGACGUUGCUCUUCAUCGCGUCCGACCGCAACAAGGCACUGAGCGUAUCAAUACGCAUAGCCGGCCACCACCGAAAGGCCCCCGAACUGAUCAAAAUCGAACACCGAGAACGCAACCAAACGGAAGACGAAUGGGCAUGCCCAAUACUGGAGCGGCCGGUCCGUUGAUGCAGCUGACACCACAGGAGCAAGUGCUAUUGAUGUCUAUGUACGAGGAUCAGGCACGAAUGAUGCAACAAAUUUUCUCCCCUCAACAACAACAGAUGUUCAUGCCAUCAAUAAACCCAGCUUUCCAGAAUGGCGCUGCACCAUCAAGGCAACAACCAGGCCGGUCUCUCUUCGAGAGGGUGGAGGGCAAUCCGCAACGGCAGAACGGACACUUCAAUAAAGGUUCGCAGUUGAACGGUGCAAGGUUCCAGUCCCAAGAGCCUUCUACAGAUACGGAUAUCCCUAGCAGUUACACCAAUGGCGACAUCUCGUCGUCUAUGGAGGUUGAAAGCUCACAGAACAAUCCACCAGAAUCGGCCUCAGAGACGAUUUGCAGAUUCAAUUUGACUUGCACGAAGACAGACUGCCCGUACGCUCAUCAAUCUCCUGAGGCGCCUCCAGGAACCACCAUCGAUGUGAAUGACGAGUGUCCGUUUGGUGCCGCCUGCAAAAGCCGAAAGUGCGUGGGCCGUCAUCCAUCGCCCGCUCAGAGGGUCAGUCAUCAAUCCGAGCAGGAUUGCAGGUUUUUCCCGCAUUGCGCAAAUCCUUCAUGUCCAUUCCGACAUCCUACAGCGAUGCCUCCUUGCAGGUUCGGCGCCGAUUGCAAGAAGGAAGGGUGUAAAUUUAUGCACGUCAAAACCACGUGUCGAUUUAAUCCCUGCUUAAAUCCACAAUGUCCCUUCAAGCAUGCUGAGGGUCAGAAGAGAGGAGUCUUUGGAGACAAGGUUUGGCGGGUGGCGGAUGAUAGUGAAGACAAGGGCCAUGUCAGCGAGAGGAAGUUCGUCGACGAGAUGGGGGAGGAGGAGCUGGUGGUGCCGGACGUCAAACUCGAGGAUAUCAAGGCCGAGGACCAAACGCAUGGAUCCCAGAGUUCAAGCCUAGGGGCCGAUGUUGUCACAUGA
Letharia columbiana is the source of this 1695-nucleotide messenger RNA. RefSeq lists its product as uncharacterized. Gene Ontology annotation, molecular function: poly(A) binding. The record is from RefSeq and is a predicted model, not a curated record. Lineage: Eukaryota; Fungi; Ascomycota; Lecanoromycetes; Lecanorales; Parmeliaceae. Bases 1 to 1695 code for a protein of 564 amino acids. The transcript has a single exon. Gene Ontology annotation, biological process: regulation of mRNA stability. Gene Ontology annotation, cellular component: cytoplasm; nucleus.